CCCGCGGCGGGUGCGCGUCGAGAGGUGGAACAUUCGAACCCUGCUGGGAAAUGUGAGGCAUAUCGAACAGUGAUAAAAAAAGAAAACAUAUCGAAGUGUACAUCCCCUUGGUGCUCUGGAGCGGGAAAACUGCCAGGACUAAUUAUUAGGAUUACAGCAGUGAUGUUAGAGCGAUGAGCCUGCAGGCUCAAGGCCAGCGCACGGUGAGGUACUCUCCUCAGGAGACCGUCAAGAUUUACACCGACUGGGCGAAUCAUUAUCUGGAGCGUGGCGGUUCCAAGAGGAGAGUUACCGACCUCCAGGCAGACCUCUGCGACGGCGUGCUACUCGCCGACCUCGUCGAGGCAGUCACCAAUCAGAAGGUGAUCGACGUCAACCGGAAGCCGAAGAGCGUCCAACAAAUGAUCGAGAACGUGAAUCUGUGCAUGGGAGCCCUGAGGGCCCUGGGCGCGGAUGAGGUGUCCGUAAAUGCCUGCGAAUUGGUCUCCGGAUCGUCCCUUCGGCCGGUCCUGGCGCUGCUGUUCGCCCUCUCGCGGCAUAAGCAGAGAACCAAGCAACUCCAGGACAUGCCCAG
Messenger RNA from Orussus abietinus, 574 nucleotides. RefSeq names its product protein sickie. Gene Ontology annotation, biological process: neurogenesis; nervous system development. Gene Ontology annotation, molecular function: protein binding. The annotation marks the transcript as partial. The transcript has 5 exons. Lineage: Eukaryota; Metazoa; Arthropoda; Insecta; Hymenoptera; Orussidae. The record is from RefSeq and is a predicted model, not a curated record.